UUGUGUAGGUGCUUUCUAACAGGGCUUUGGUUUCUACAGAAGUUAAGCUUGGUACUAUAAAUUUCCACAGGUCAGGAAAUAUAAUCACCCCAAGGCAUUUACUAGAAUGCCAUCCAGUGAUCAGCUUUUUUCGCUUAACUUCAUCAUGAGCACUUACUUGGCCCCUGAUGUCUACUCUGAUAACCCAAGGCAUUCAGCUUCACAAAGAUUGGCUGAAGGUUUGCCACCAUAUACAUCAAAAAAUCUGGGCGCUUCAUUUAUUAGCAUUUCUUAAUUGGAGAGUUUGUACUACUAUGUCCUGAGGUAUGCUCAUCCCGACCUGUUUCUCCAACCAAACAUGCUGUAUUCAUAUCUAGAAGGGAGCUUGCCUUUGCCAAGCUCAAAGUUAUUAGAGGACCAUCGGCAGUUCACCAGUUUUUUCCCAUUAAAUAUUCAUGAGCAUAAAAGAUACUCUGUAAAAAAUGAGAUCAUCAAAGCAAUUGUUCUUAUUGAUGAUCCAGUUACAUCGCACAUGAAGGAAGAUGUUGAAAGGUUCAAACAUUUAUCUGGUCUGGCUGAUUUGAAGAUUGACAAAAUCAAAUCUUUAUCAUAUGAACAUGGAUACCAGAAAAGUAAAGAAGAUGAUGAGCAGAACAGCAUGAAAAACAGCGAGGAGAUAAUUUCUGGCUCUAUUGCCUAUGGAAAUGGUAAUGCAUCAGCUAAGUUUCAAGAAAACAAUAGGAGAAAGCACCAGUUGGACCCUCUGCCGACAUCAGCAUUCCCCCCCUGUCAUGUCUAUGUUAAAUCAUCACUGCGAAGAAGCAUCCAAGAGAACCUGCAAAGGGAAUGGACCUGCUCUGGGCCACCUAUUGGUGUUUUGGACAUUGGUGUCAGCAAAGUUGCAUACUUCUUCCGAGUUGAUCAGCCUGGAGUGCUGUCAAUUUAUGUUGAAGAACAGGAACAAGGUAAGAGAAUCCACAUUUUCUUAAUAAGAAUUAUCUUGUUGAUGCAAUGCUGUCAAGUUGCCCAAUGUAUGAUUUAUCAAUUCAUUGUCCAACAUGUUGGACAUCUAUAUAGUGGUCAUAGGGAGCUUCGACCUUCUGAUUUUCAAGUCCAUCAGAUACCCAGCAAGUUAACAAUGGGCCAGCAUAUUCUGAUUAUUUCCACCUACAAGUUUUUAGCAAAUCCUAUUUCUGGGAAGAGCAAUGAGAAUUUUCUCCUCUUAGGUAAGUUCAGUUGUGAGAUUGAAUCCAAUGGAAAGGUUCAUCUCCAAGGAUCAACCUCUGGUGGCGGGACUAUUAGGAAACGCUCGCGUGUUUUCCAUGGGACAUUCCAGCAAUUGUGCUCAGCUGGACCGUUUACACUUUCAUUCAGUCUUCCAGGACCCGUUGAUCCAAGAUUGUUCUCACCAAACUUCAGAUCUGAUGGCGUUUUUGAAGCUGUUGUCAUUAAACACAAGGAAAAAAAGUCAUUGUGCAGUUUUUCUCUUAAUAAUCUUAUCAUAAAAGGAAAUAUUGCCUGUUUAAUGACACCAUUAGAGAGGCGUGUAAUGAGUGACCCUGUUCUUUUCGGCAUUUUUAAGCCGACGCCGAGCAGCGCUACCUCUCCCUAUCACCCUCCGCUGUUCGCUUCUAAAAGUAGACGGAUCUUCUGGCCAAUGUGUAUAAAGGAAGUUGAUGUCAUGGGUGUUGAAGAUUAUGCAGGCCAUUCAAAAUUGAAGCCAUCUGUUGUGUUAAAUGGAUCUGCAAAAGAAUGUAAUAACGGACCAACUAUCGGUCUUAUUGACAUUGGUGUCAGCCAAAGUGCCUUUCUUUUCCGAGUUGCAUUGCCUGGUAUCAGGAACGAUCAAAGUAAGGUAAAAUGUGAGAUCCAACGUGAUGGAAAGGUUCUUAUACAGGGCAUGGUAACAGAAGGCACUGGACUGGUGCAAGGAUUAUCGAGCAUAUGCCAAAUGAGAGUUGAGAAAUUAUGCUCUCCUGGGCCAUUCACCAUAUCCUUUAAUCUGCCCGGACCAGUUGAUCCACGACUUUUUUCUCCUAGGUUCCGUCCUGAUGGCAUUCUGGAAGUGGUGGUCAUGAGAUACAGGAGGCCAAGUGAUUCAACCGAUGCCUGGGUUCCACCUUCUUGAGAUCAUUGCAAAAAUGAAAAGAAAAUGUUCUUGUUAAAAUGAUUACCUUGUUUUUUUUUUUGGUUCGGAUUGCAUUGAAACAUGCUGCUGUUUUAAAAUGCGAACAAGUGGAGCGAAUUUUCGAAUGGACAGAUCCAUUAUCUAAUUCCUCUAGUUGAACAAGGUAGAAAGAUUUGUAGGGGGUGGUGCUUAUUAAAUCGUGUGAUAUUCCCCAUUUAAACCAUCAAAUACCUUGAUACUAUAAAUAAUCUUGUUAUGGUAUGGUAUGGUAUGGUAUGGUAUGAUAGGGAAGUAUAUAUAUACACAAGGUAAGGGGAUUUUUAUUAAACGUACCAAGCAUAUGUGUAUUA
Durio zibethinus is the source of this 2457-nucleotide messenger RNA. The record is from RefSeq and is a predicted model, not a curated record. Lineage: Eukaryota; Viridiplantae; Streptophyta; Magnoliopsida; Malvales; Malvaceae.